AAAACACUUAACAAUUAAUAGUAAUUUAAUUGGAGUUGAAGUUGACAUUUCAUGGCUUAACAUUACAAUGCAACAUGUAUUCCUUUCUUUAUCUUCAGGGUGGUCCUACCUAUGGCAGGAAAAUGAUGACUGGGAGUCUUGCAGCUGCAGGUGUCUUCGCAUCAGAGGGUCGUGUUGGAGCUGUUUUCCGCAACAUUCACCCACCUUACCAUAAGGCACGAUGCCAGGGAGCAAGGAACCUCAACCCUCUUCCUUACCAUGCAGCCUAUGUGGGUCACAAAAUCCACAUGGACCAAAAUGAGAAGAUUGUCAUGUUUGGCGUGACUCAUGUGCUGGCAAUAGAUGGCUUCUCCAGCAAAAUUGUUGGACAAGCUACUAUGCCUGUAAAGAACAACCUCACCAUCUACAAUGACGUUUACAGGAGUGCAGUAAUGGAAUAUGGGAUGUGGGACCAGGUCAGAGUGGAUCAUGGAAAGGAGUUCUACCUCACUCUUUUCAUGCAGGAGAAGUUGGCCAGCCACCGCCACAACACUGAAAGGCCACCAUAUCUCCAAACACCAUCGACAAAGAAUCACAGAAUCGAGAGAAUCUGGCCAGAAAUCAACAACCGGGUUAACUACCCGUUGAAAGCUGCAUUGGUCCAACUGGUGGAUCAGGAGGAGCUGGACAUGGAGGACCAGAUGACUCGGUUCUGUGUGUCAUCUUUGACAUGCCAGUUGGCCCAGAUCGGUGUUAACCGAACUGUGCAAGCAUGGAAUGCACACAGGAUUCCUGGUAUGUCUUCAGGGAGGGGGAUACCAAAUUACUUGGCCAGAGAUGAAUGCCCAAAGAAGCUGUCGACAGACCUUUUGCCAAAUGCAUCUGUGGCUGCAGACUGGUACGACCAGGAAGUGGGCUCACUGACACGAGUGUCAGACUUUGGCACCAACCCAUUUCCAAGUUUACAGGACCAGGAAGCUGCAGUGAGGGGAUUUGUUCUGCAGUGCCCUGAUACAAGUGUACUGCUGGACAAUGCAGUGAAUAAUCUGCCACAACCGUUCAAAGAUGGACUCAAAGGCCUCAUCGACAUCUCAAGGAGAAGUUGUCAACGCUGAUGUUUUUUUGUGUGUCUAAGUUGUUAUUGUCUGUGCUUUUUAAUUAAUUGGUUCAACUGACGGGAUGUUUUUUUCUUUUCUUCAAAUGUUGGGGGUUUAAAGGGAGAAAUAUGUUCUUUUUGAAUAAACACUUAUGUCUUUAAAGUC
Messenger RNA from Pseudoliparis swirei, 1241 nucleotides. RefSeq lists its product as uncharacterized. NCBI's taxonomy places the organism in Eukaryota, Metazoa, Chordata, Actinopteri, Perciformes, Liparidae. The transcript has 5 exons. Bases 75 to 1094 code for a protein of 339 amino acids. The record is from RefSeq and is a predicted model, not a curated record.